Molecule: messenger RNA, 786 nt
Organism: Rubroshorea leprosula
Lineage: Eukaryota; Viridiplantae; Streptophyta; Magnoliopsida; Malvales; Dipterocarpaceae
Source: the annotation of a GenBank genome assembly
CAUUCAGUUUUUAUAUGAAGGGGAAAUCAUUGAGUUAACUUCACAGUUACUCCUUGAUUAUGGUUUUCUCUAUCAAUUAAUUUUUACAAAAAUGACGGAUACUGAUAUUGUUGGAAGAAAAUUUGCCAUUGCUGUCUUAGAAAACAUGCCUCCCAACUAUGUUGAGGCAUUGAUUCAGAGCAAGGCCCCUGAAUGGAAGGGUAGACAUUUGCUUCCUGCACAGCACAAAAUUAUUUUAAGAAGAAGGAGCAGUUUAUCGCCUCUCUACAGAGACGCUCAGGUCUGGCCAUCCACUACUCAGUCCCUCACAAAACAACUCAGACACUGGAGAGCUAGAACAAUGGCCCACAUGCAGGUCAUGGGAGAUGAUUUUUCAACUGGAUACACCCUCUUUACUGAGGACAGUAUUCAAAAAAUUUAUCUUGAUCCUGAUGUGUUUAUUCAUAGUCAGAGUCAAAGAGAGAUUUCCUUUUCACCUCAGACAAGCUACACUCAACUACUAGAUAUUUACUCUAAGGAAUAUAAAAUUGGUGAAGAUCAAUACGAAUAUCGCAGCGCUGAUUUGGGUGACGACCUUCCCAAUGAUGACCCAGAUGAUCCGGAGGGUAUAGCCUUUUAUGAUGAUCUUGACUCAGUUGGGUGGGAAAAUCUCGAAAACCAAAUGGAGGGAUAAUAAGUCAGACAAAGGAAUAGGCAUGCCUUACUCCAAAGUGACUGUCAUGAGACAUGUUCCGCAAAAGCCGGUUACUUUUUAUCUUUCCCAAAAGAUAAAGAUAACUGACUUUC